AUGGCACCCGCGAGUGCUCCCUCGACCAAGAUCAAACGAUACCACUGUCUGUACUCGAGCCAGGUCAACAACAAGAGUGAGUCUGCCCCCGCUUCGUCUCCUCGACACGCCGACUGACCAGCUCGUACGCUGCCUCUUCAGCCAAGACUUACCAAGAUGGCAAGUUAACCACCCUGCGAUCUUACUUGAUUCAAGCUGGCUACCAUCUCCGCGCUCACCCGACCCUACUUGCUCAACGUGCAGGCUUCAUCCGCCACCAUCACCUCAACUCGCGCCUGUACCUGCUCUCAGCGGACAAUCAACCCCUAGCCGAAUCGUUCUACCGUCCACCCCGCAACCAACGUUGUGUCUUUGACGACCACUUCACACUGGACGACGAUCAAGAGCUCGAAUUCGACGAACAAGGCUUUGCGGUCCAAGUUGGCGAGCUUGAGUCCGAGCGGAAUGUGGUCAGUCCCCGUCGGACGAGCUUGUCACGCACUUUCGAAUUCUGAAUCAAUUUUUUUCUUCUUCUUGCAGGACCUCGGAGCAAUCCAAGCUCAGACUCGCACGGCCAAGAGCGAACGGCUCGCCGCGGCCAGGCAAUGGGCGCUCGAGACUCCGUCAGAUUCGAAUCGCUCGAAAGAAGAGCCAGACGCGAAGGCCGGGUUCAGGUUGCAGGAUUUGAUCGUGACGACGAGUACGAAUGAGACGCACACAACUCCGAAGCGUCGACAAGAGUCCGCCAGCCAUGGAUCCCCAGCAGGUUGGUUCACACCUUCAACCGGAACAGCUCUUUCCUCGGUGACGCCUCAGGCCAGCAAAUCGAGGCCGGCGCCGUACUCGAAGGACGUUACGCCUGCAAGAUCAUCUUCAAAGGCGAACACUGUGGAUCAUUCAGAAGCGCGCGUGAUUGGUCGUACACCGCCAACGAGAGGUGCUCGAGCCGAGUUCAAACCGCCGAGGCCGAGUGCGGCUCCGACGCUCAAGAGCGCUUACUAA
Messenger RNA from Microbotryum saponariae, 981 nucleotides. The record is from the annotation of a GenBank genome assembly. NCBI's taxonomy places the organism in Eukaryota, Fungi, Basidiomycota, Microbotryomycetes, Microbotryales, Microbotryaceae.